AUGUUUGGAGGAAGACAAAGUAAUAAUAGAAGCAACGACUCUUUGGAGCAGCUUAUUAAGCGUGCAACGGAUGAGACUUUAACCAGUGAUAACUGGCAGUACAUUCUUGAUGUAUGUGAUAAUAUUUCCAAUAAUCCAGAAGAAGGUACAAAACAGGGAAUCAAAGUGGUUUCACUGAGAUUGGCAUCGAAGGAUGCUAAUAUCAUACUUCGGACGUUGUCGUUGCUUGUGGCAAUGGCAGAAAAUUGCGGAUCAAGAAUGAGGCAAGAGAUUGCAACAACGUCGUUUGUACAAGAAUCGUUAUUAAAGAAGUUUACGGAUAGAAGGUUACAUAAGACGGUUAAAUUUAGGGUGGCGGAAGUGAUAAAGCAGUUGCAUGAUUCGUUCAAAACGGAUCCGUCUUUGAAACCUAUGACCGAUGCUUACAAUAGACUCGUUAAUGAUUAUAGCCAAUACUUGGCAGAGACAGCCGAUGGACCGGCUAAGCCCGCAAAGAAGGAAAGAAGCAGACAGGAUAAGAAAAAGGAAGAAGACGAAUUGCAGAGGGUAUUGAAAUUAUCCUUACAGGAGUAUGAGAGAGAACAGACAGUUAAGAAGAGUUAUUUGAAUAGCAAACCUUUACCACAAGCGCAAAAUGAGUUGCCAUAUCAACAGCAACAACAGCAGCAACAACAGGUUUUACAAAAUCAACCCAUGCAUAGUACCCCUACUGGUCAGCAAUCCACCCAAUCGCCUGUUGAAUCACAAACUAUAGCCACUGUAUCCAAAGUUCGUGCAUUAUAUGACUUAAUAUCGUAUGAGCCUGAUGAGCUUUCAUUUAGAAAGGGGGAUAUAAUUACGGUGAUUGAGUCUGUUUAUCGUGAUUGGUGGAGAGGAUCGUUGGUAAAUGGAAAAACUGGUAUUUUUCCAUUGAAUUAUGUCACUCCAGUGGUUACUAAAACCCCACAAGAGUUAUCUCGCGAAUUAGACGAAGAAAACAGACUUUUAUCGGUGGAUCUGAAAAAGAUAGAUAAGCUUUUGGCAUUAUUGUCUUCAAACCCGGAAACCAUCGAUGAAGAUGAAAUAACUAAGCUUUAUGGCGAUAUUAUACCUCUAAGGACAUCAUUAGGCAAAUUCAUCGACAAAUACAAUGUUAGAAAGGAAGAGCUCCUGGUAUUGAAUUCGCAAUUGAACAAUGAAGUCAAACUCUACAAUGACUUGAUGGAUAGCUCAAUUUCUCACAGGGUCACCCACCAACCCAGUGGAAUGUCUAUGGCGCCCUAUCCUACUGGAGUUGCUAGUCCGACACAUAGUAGCUUUCCUCAAGCUAAUCCAUCUAUGCUUCACCAACAGCCUACAAGUAGCGGCUUUGGAAAUGCGAGAGUAAAUAGUUCUAAUGAGUAUUUUCACUCACAACAAGCACCACCCACUUCGUUCAAUCAACAAUCACACCAACACCCACAACCGCCUCAACAACCAGGACCUCAAAGACAUAAUACUGAGUUCCUGAACAUUAACAAUUUUCCCAACGUAAAUAAUAUAUAG
Messenger RNA from Debaryomyces tyrocola, 1524 nucleotides. The record is from the annotation of a GenBank genome assembly. Lineage: Eukaryota; Fungi; Ascomycota; Pichiomycetes; Serinales; Debaryomycetaceae.